AUGUUCGUCGCGAUGUGCGCGACCGCCGACCUACUAGACCUUGACCACGGACGACGGUACGUCUUCGACGCCAUCCACAAAUGUGUCGCACAAGCAGCCGGGAAACCCGAGCGGGAGCGAGAUAAGUGUCUGGCGGUAGGGCUGGAGAGGCAGGCAACGGCGUGGGUGGCGUACAUGCUCUGGCCUUUCGCUGCGAUGGCGUACGUGGACGACACGGACCACUCCAGCUCCUGGGAUAUGAUUUCGACUCCCACUGCCCCGAUGACUUCGGAAGACGCGGAAAGGCACCGUGCGCAUUGUCCGUGGAAAUCCUUGCUGCUCCGUGAUCGUUACACCUGCUUCUUUAACAAGGCCCUCGACAAGGAGUGUCCUCAGGAGUACCGUAGCAGAUUGAACUUUGACUAUGCUUCCCGGUUGCAGGCAGCGCACAUCUUCAAUAUUGCGGCAGUUGCCUUGCACCCGGAAUCGAACGAGCUUCAGUCUCUUUCGACUACGCUGGGAAUUCUGCAGGACUAUUGUCGGAUACACCGCUCCGUUGUCCAGACCAUCAUCAAUACCCCGGACAAUGCGCAAAACUCACUCUUGCUAUCAGUGGAAGCCCGUCUAGACUUCGACGGUUUCAAUUGGUGUCUCAAGGCUACAAAGACACCCCACCGAUACCGGAUAUGCUACAUGCCGGACAACGAACGAUAUGAAGGGCGCCGUGCCACAAGCGACCACGUCACAUUCGCAGACCACAGCGCCGAAUUCGACGCUCCCAAACACGUCACUUCGUCCUCGCCCAUCGCAGGAGUCGCCCUGCCCAAUGCGGAUCUGUUGCGGAUGCACUGUGCACUCGCGCACGUCCUGCACCUGAGUGGGGCUGCGGAGCUCUUUGAAGUUCUUGCUUACACAGCGGACCAUGUCUCGCCGACGGGCGCAGCGUUCAUGGCGCGGGUGGUUGACGAGGAUCCGUAUGCGGUGAUAGAGCUGCAGGAAACUCUUGCUGAAAUGUUGAACCCUCAGUGA
Messenger RNA from Epithele typhae, 1008 nucleotides. RefSeq lists its product as uncharacterized. Bases 1 to 1008 code for a protein of 335 amino acids. NCBI's taxonomy places the organism in Eukaryota, Fungi, Basidiomycota, Agaricomycetes, Polyporales, Epitheliaceae. The record is from RefSeq and is a predicted model, not a curated record. The transcript has 5 exons.